Fusarium sp. VM40 is the source of this 1734-nucleotide messenger RNA. Lineage: Eukaryota; Fungi; Ascomycota; Sordariomycetes; Hypocreales; Nectriaceae. The record is from the annotation of a GenBank genome assembly.
AUGGCGCCCCACGAAACAAUUCCCGGCACAAAUAUAUAUGGUCCUGGCACGUUUAUUGACAAGAACUUCAUUCCAAUCCCUAUCGAUGCGAAACGUGUAUUUGAGCUUUUGGCCUCGCAAACCCCUGGUUUUACCAAAAGCCCAGACGUAUGGAGCACAGUCACCUUCAGCGGUGGCUCUACUCCAGUGAUUCCUGGCCCGAUCAAGAGUCCCGUCGUUGCCGCCGUUCUACAUGCAAUGUGUGGCGUUGUCGCGAAUGAAUUGCUUGAGCUCCGGGACGGAAAGCCACUUCGGGACAAGUCGGUGAAAGUCAACACUGAUCACGCGGGACUUUGGCUCGGAUCGACCUUUACAACCUACGUCAACGGAGAGGACGUUUCAACUCUCUUGAGAUCCAACCGAUUGAGCUCUCUCUUCGAUCGAGACUUUGAACAAGGCUUUUCAAAAGGAUUGGCGGCAAGAACGACUGCGAUUUAUCAGACAAAGGAUCCCAAGGUCUGGUAUCAGCUCCAUGGUUCGCUCGACGCCAACAAAACCCUCCAGUCGAUGGGCAUUCCUACCAAUGUCAAAUUUGACACUAUGAAUGAGUAUUAUGACUUCAUUCAGUCAUUCGUCAAGGACUGGAGUCCGGACGAACUUGAGAUGCACAACGUGCGCCAUGGCCUUUGCGGAAGUAUCUGUUACACGCCGCAAGCAUGGAAGAAUACCGUCAUGGGUCAACGCCUAAACUCACAUCCGUUGAUAAACUACGCUCAUCAAACUUAUGCUGUCCAUACUCCCCAGGGGCCUCUGCCCAGAGUCGUGACGGAUAACAGGCCGUUGGCAGGAGUCAAGGUGUUGGAGAUGGUACGCAUUAUUGCUGGUCCGAUUAUCGGCGUAACGCUGGCUUCGUAUGGCGCCGAUGUGAUUAGAGUCAACUGCAGUAAGCUUGCCGAUCUAAACGUCCUACAGCUCACUCUGAAUGCUGGCAAGCGCACUAUCGACCUCGACAUAACUCAAACUGAAGACAUGACACGGCUUCGUGAGCUGAUCUCCGAUGUAGACGUCUUUAUUCAAGGGUUUCGCUAUGGAUCAUUGGAGCGCAAAGGUCUUGGACUCCGAAGCAUGCUCGAACUUGCGGCAAAGAGGGGCAAGGGCAUCGUUUACGUUGACGAAAAUUGCUAUGGCUCCGAUGGCCCUUUUGCCGAACGUCCUGGCUGGCAGCAGAUCGGAGAUGCUGCUAGCGGGACAGAGUACGUCAUGGGCAAGUCUCAAGGGCUUGAAGAUGGGCACAGCGUUUUGCCUCCUCUUCCAGUAUCUGACAUGACGACUGGCCUUGUCGGUGCACUUGCAGUCAUGAUGGCCCUUCGUGAUCGGGCUAGUAAGGGAGGCUCCUAUCAUGUUAUUAGCUCGUUGGUUGCCGCCGAUGCUAUUGCGUUGGAAAAAGAAGUUGGAUUGUAUUCGCCCGAGAUCGUGGCUCAAACAGCUGAAAGGUUUGGCUUUGUGCCCUCGACGUCGGAUCAGUUUGUAUCCGAGAUUAUGAUUCAGGUCAUUGACGGGUGGAAGAAAGGUCUUCCAGGCUGUAUAGAGAAGGACUCAGAUUUGAUGGAAGUUGUACAAGGAGGACCAUGGGGCGAGCAGAGACUUCUUAAGCCUGUCACUCAGCUUGGCGACAGCGCAGCUACCCCAAGGUGGACGAACCCCGCUGUACCUAACUGCUAUUAUCCGAGUAGCAUUCACUGGCACGAGGUAUAG